Molecule: messenger RNA, 333 nt
Organism: Penicillium canescens
Lineage: Eukaryota; Fungi; Ascomycota; Eurotiomycetes; Eurotiales; Aspergillaceae
Exons: 1
Coding region: 1-333 (110 amino acids)
Source: RefSeq, a predicted model, not a curated record
AUGACAAAGGCUGUCUAUGAGAUUGAUUUCCCUCUCAGCACACUCCAGGAUAUAUUUGUUACCAACAUCGUUAACGCUGAUAAGAACCUAGCUGCUACGCGCGUGCUUGAGUCCCGCGAAAGGCUUGGUUCCCUGAUUACUAGACCGGUCGGUUGGGAGGCUCCCUCUGUAGCGUUCCAUGCUUUGCUUGGUUCGCGAAUUGGAAGACUGGUCUCGUAUUUUGUUCUGGGUGCAUAUGGUCAAGACGUGAAGCAGGUUACGAGAAUCGUUACUUUCCAUUCUAGUGACUAUCGUCGUAACCUCAAUAUACGGUUUGAUAUUGAGGAUGCUUGA